AUGCCAGACCAGCAACCUCGUCCGACCCCUUACAACCAGGGCUACCUGCCCAACGGCGCUAGCGGCCCCGUUCCUGGCGCCACCCCUCUGCUUCCGAACCAAGGCCGUGUUAUCCAGAGCGGUCCUAUUAGAGUGCUCUGCAUUGCCGAUGUGCGAGGCAACCUCCGCUCCCUCAACGACCUCGCCCGCUCGGCUCGUGCGGAUUACAUCAUUCACACCGGCGAUUUUGGCUUCUACGAUGAGACAUCUCUCGACCGCAUCGCCGAGAAGACCCUAAAGCAUGUCGCCCAAUACUCCCCGCUCAUCUCGGAGGCCACGAAGAAGCUCAUCGCGCAGGGCGUUCAGGGCCCGGUCAAGUCACGGUUCGACGCAAGCGAACUGCCACUCUCAGAGCUCCCCCAGCUCAUCACCGGCGAGCUGAAGCUGGAGGUACCGGUCUACACGGUAUGGGGUGCGUGUGAGGAUGUGCGGGUGCUGGAGAAGUUUCGGUCCAAGGAGUAUAAGGUGCACAACCUCUUCAUCAUCGACGAGGCUCAGUCCAUGUUGCUGGAGGUCGGCGGCGUGAAGCUCCGGCUUCUCGGGCUGGGCGGCGCCGUCGUCAUGCACAAGCUUUUCGACAACGGCGAGGGACGGACGACGAUCGCUGGCGGCCAGGGCACCAUGUGGACAACUCUGCUGCAGAUGGGCGAGCUCGUCGACACGGCAAACCGCGUUUACGACCCCACCGAAACCCGCAUCUUUAUCACACACGCGUCCCCGGCUCGCGAGGGUAUCCUGAACCAGUUGUCGGUUACUCUCAAGUCCGAUUUCUCCGUGUCGGCUGGCUUGCACUUUAGGUAUGGAAGCUCGUACAACGAAUUCAGCGUUAACCCUACCCUGGACCAUUACCGCGGCAAGCUCGCAGCGUCCAAAGCGUCCUUCAACGAUGUGUGGGACACGGUCAAGGGUGAAGUCGAGCCGGCUAUCAGCCAGGUCGAGGCCCAACAGACCCUAUUAAAGAACGCACUGGCGGUCGUUGAGAAGAUGCCUACGACUGCCGCGGGCGGGAACCCAUUUGGCGGCGCUGCUGCCGGCCAGUCGGCCGCGGCCCUGGGCCAGGUCGACGAGAGCGCCUUCAAGAACAUGUGGAACUUCAACCUCGCGGAUGCUGCCUUUGGCUGGCUCGUCCUAGAGAUCCAGGACGGCAGAAUCGGAACCGAGAUGCGCGCCCAGGGAUUCAACUUCUCUCACCGUGGAGCCAAGCAGCAACCCGGUGUUCAGCCCGCCCCUAUCGCUGCCGGUAGUAGCCCGGUCAUCCACACAGGCCCUUCCGCACCACCGGCGGCCAGCCCUGCCGCUCAGCCGAGGGUCGUCGCCCCGGUACCGGCACCCCCCCCGCAAACAAAGCCAGCCACGCCCCAGCCCCCGCCGGCUACUUCCCCGGCGCCUCGGGAAGAGAAGGCGGCACCGGCUUCUUCUAACGGCGCUGCAAACGCACCCGAUGCGGCCCCAGCCCCCAAGAAUCCGGCCGAUAACAUUAUCGGCCUCUUCGUUAUGAAUGCCCAGAGCGAUGACCAGGUCCGAGACUUGUUCUCCGAGGAUGACAAGGCCAAGAUCAUCAAGAUCGACCGCUGGGGUGUUAAUAACAAGGUGGCGCAGUUCAAGACGACCGAAGACCGGGAUGCUGCCAUGGAGCGUCUUCCUGACGACGUUAAAAACCGCGCCCCCGGUCAGGAGGAUCGCUCCAAGCCGCUGGUCAAGAUCUUUUCUCCCCCCGCCCCCCGUCAAUUCUCGCGCGGCGGUGCUGGCAACUGGGGCAGCGGCCGCGGUGGUCGGGAUGGUAGCAAUCCCCAGAGCGGGUACCGAAGCGCCGGCGGCGGAGGUGCUAGCGACAGCGAAGGUGCCGGGCGUCGCGGUGGACGUGGCGGACGCGGUGGUCGCGGUGGGGAGCGGGGGCGGGGCAGAGGCCCACGGGGUGGUAUCAAGAACGAGGGCGCUAGCCCUGCUCCUCCGGCUGACUCUUAG
Chaetomium fimeti is the source of this 2004-nucleotide messenger RNA. RefSeq lists its product as uncharacterized. The record is from RefSeq and is a predicted model, not a curated record. The transcript has 3 exons. NCBI's taxonomy places the organism in Eukaryota, Fungi, Ascomycota, Sordariomycetes, Sordariales, Chaetomiaceae. Bases 1 to 2004 code for a protein of 667 amino acids.